This is a messenger RNA of Venturia canescens, 8508 nucleotides long. RefSeq names its product serine/arginine repetitive matrix protein 2-like. Bases 755 to 7267 code for a protein of 2170 amino acids. NCBI's taxonomy places the organism in Eukaryota, Metazoa, Arthropoda, Insecta, Hymenoptera, Ichneumonidae. The record is from RefSeq and is a predicted model, not a curated record. The transcript has 9 exons.
CCACCGCCGUGCCUCAGCAAGCGCAAACGUCGUGCUCGCAUUGCGCGCUAUUUCUCGAUGCCCGGUACUCGAAAAACCCUCGAAAAUGCUCACGAAAUUUCGGAACACACGAUUGUACUUGACGCCGCUCUUAGCGAAUGAAAAUCAUUGAACUUCUGAGCGUUACGAAAAUAACCGUUGUAACUAAUUGAAAAACAAAAAAAAAAGCAUUCGAGCAAGACGAAAUCUCAGUUUUAUCAGCAAUUAAUUUUUAUUUUUCGCAUCACCGACGCUACCGUCACGGGAAUUCCGAUGCUGCUACGAGUGCAUCGAGAUAAUUAAUCAGGAGAACGAACUCGACGUACUUAUCGAUUCAAACAAAGUCAUAACUUUUCACGAUUAUAAUAAACUCUGUCCUAAAGAUAAAGAAAAAUUGAGCAACCGACAGAAUAAUCGAUAAACAUUAUUUGCAGUCAAAGGAUUUUCGAAUUUUUUGUUACACCUCAAAGUUGUGUCAACACCGCGUAUUUACAUGGAAAUUUCAAUUAUUUUCUGAGUGCAUCGCGAUCGCAGCAGUAGCGACCAUGAAUUCCAUGAACAAAUUAGUUUUCGUAGUGCAAAAACUGUUAAUUUUUACGAGAGCAGAGUGUCGCGACCAAUCGCAAACAAAAGUUUAUAACAUCGAGAAAAUAAUAAGAAUGGAAAAUUGAAGAAUUUCGCGAAGAACUCGUCAAAAGGCCGAUGGAAAGGUAGAAGAGAAGGGGAAGUUAAGGUUAUGCCGAUCGGAUCUCGUCGGCUGGUACCCCGUGCCACUGGUGUAUCGAUGCUCAGCGUUGAAAAUUCGUGGGCGUCUCAAGUACUCGCGUCAGCGACCACAAAUAUCAAAGACAUGGCACGAUUCCAGCAGCGCCAGCUCGCCGAGAAGGAGCAAAAGUUGUUGCAGCUUUACGAUCAGCAGCAACUUCGAGCUCAUCAGGUAGCCCAAAGAGGUAGUGCGGGAUCUAACGGUUCGAAUGGCUCGGGCCACGGUAACACGAGUCAUCAUCAGACUGUCACGAGAACGAGUACGACCACCCACGCGACCUCCAAUUCUCAAGGCGGCGGUGGAAAGGUGCGUCAAAUGUUUGACGAGAGAAGACAAACCACUGUAAAGGGCAUAGACAAGAGUUAUCCGCUGGAGCCACUGGAGAAUCGUUCCCGCAAGCAUCAAACGACGACGACGACGAGCAACGUCACCGUAAAUUCAACGUCCCAACUGAAAAAUGGUAAUCCUACGAGCAAUCGACGAAGCGUCGUGACUCGAAGGACUGUACGUUCCGAGGCGAAUAGCAACGUUAACGACGGUAAACCCGUUGUCACGUAUCACGAGGAAGUGAGCCGGGAAAUCAGCGAUUUGAACGAUCGUGAUAACGAGCAGGAAGAAUUUGGUGAUGACAACUUUCACGUUUCUCGAUACGAGAAUGGUAAUCGCCGUGUCGAUCGGCCCAAUCAGCUGGAAAUCGAAGACGUUACUAACGAAAACACAAGCCAGAGACACAGAACUACUGCAAAAAUUCACCUGGCGGAAUUCGAACGAUCGAACGUAACUAAUCUCGAAAACGAGCCAUUUCCAAACGACGAAAUCAUCAACAUGCCAGAAAAAUUGCCCGGACGAUCAUCAACCGGAAGAAAAUCUUUCCAGUCGGAGACCAAACUUGAACGACCUAAAAUUUCAAACGUCAAAAAAACCGGCCAACCGAUCAAACAGGUCGCUGGUAACACUACGAGCUUUACGAAAAAACGAAACGACAACAGCGCUCUAUCCGGCUCGUCCACCAGAGCGUCAGCAGUGACGAUAAGGAUGGAGGGAGAAGUUUCGAGGGGACGCUCGACGAGUCCGGAACUCGAAGGAUCUAGAAAGUCCAGAACCUCCUCGCCCGAAGUGUCUGAAAAUAAAGGGAAAUUAACGAACCCCGCAGCAUCUCCGGUCACCAAGAUGUCCGGUGUUACGAGAGUCAGUCAGCUUUCUCAGAACAACUCGACUGACUUUUAUCCGCGAAGAAAAUCAGAAUUCGAAAAAUCGAAAACAUUCAGGAAGUUGCAGCUUGAACUGGGAGAGUCUUCGCCCGAACCGAAUGAACCGGAAGAUCUUCCUCCGAGCGUGUUCAGCACUCAGUGCAGGAAGCGAAGCUCCAUUUUUAAUGAAAAUACUCAUUCAUCCGAGCGCCGUUCGUCCGCUUCGAGUGCAGUUUACGAUAAAUUUUACUCGAAGGAAGGAAAAGCGAGUCCCGAAUCCCAAAGUUCGAAUUACCGAAGAGAAUCGCGGGCGGAAAACGAUGACAGAAACACCGAAAGUUCGAGUUUCGAUUCCGACACUUACUCAUCGAAACGUCGAUCGUUCUCGUCGAGCAGCCCAACGAUCGAUCACGGAUUUUCAAACGGACGGAAGGAGAGCCUGGAAAAAUCAUCGAAACGAGCGGAAUCCCAGACGAGAUUCUCGAGUCCGACUUUUCGGCGAAAAUCAACGUCGAAAAAUGAAGAAAGCAAAACUCUCGACGAAGGAACGAAAACCUCGACCUUUGACUCGAGCACUUAUUCUUCGAAGCAGCAUUCGACGACGUGGAAUCCAACUGGAAAUCGUGAUUUCUCGAAAGAACGAAAAACGAGUCAGGAAAAGUCAGGAUCUCCCGGACAACCCCAGAGUUCAAAUUAUCCAAGAAAAUCGGCAGAGACUAAAGAACGUCGAAAGACUUCAAAAGAGGAAAUUCACAAAACAAGCUUUGACUCGACCACCGAUUACUUGAGACGUCGCUCAUCGUCUUCGAGUCCCUUUGGCGAAAAUGAUUCAUCGCAGAAACGUAGAAAGAGCUACGAGAAGUCGCCGGAACGUCCGGAAUCUCGAGCAGGAUCCACGACCUCAAGCUAUCGAAGAGAUUCUCUGACGAGCCGCGAUGAGCGGAGGACGAAAUCCAACUACGAAUCGAGUACUUUUGCCUCGCGAAUUCGUUCGGGGUCUCCCAUGUUGAUUGUGGACUACGAUCUGUCAGAAGAGCGAUCCGCGAUCUACGAGACGUCGCAAAAUCGUCCAGCCUCUCGAGGGAGAUCUCAAAGCCCGACUCCUCGAGGAGAAUCUAUGAUGGAACGUGAUGAAAAAUUCUACGAAAAUGACUCGAAAAACUUCGCUUCCAGCACUUACUCCUCGAGACAACAUUCGGCCUCUCCGGUCCCGCCGGUCGAGCACGGUUACUCCGAAGAUGAAGAACCGAGUCGUAAAAUAUCAUACGAAGCUCCGAGAUCUCGGGGAGGAUCCGAGAGUCCGACCGGUCGUCGAGAAUCGGUCGUUGAACGUGAUGAAAGAUCGGCUGAACGACGCACGACGAAUUUUGCCUCAAGCACUUAUGCCUCGAGGCAACAUGUCGCGCAUCCAACUUCCCCGGGUGAUGAUCGCCAUCCCGAAGACCGUCGAACGAGCCACUCGAUAUCGCACGAAGCUCCAGGCUCCCGAGAACGAUCUCAAAGCCCAAAUCGUCGGGGAUCGUUAAUCGAACACGACGAACGUUCGACCGGAAACGAUACGAGUUUUGCCUCCUCGACUUUCUCCUCGAGACAACAUGCAGCCUAUCCGGCGUCAACGGCGGAUGAUCCAUACCCGGAAGACCGUCAAACGAGUCACACACUGUCGCACCGCGGCCCGGGGUCCCGAGAACGAUCUCAGAGCCCGGUUUACCCUCGGGAAUCGUUCAUCGAACGCGAUGAACGUUCGACCGGAAAAGAUUUUGCCUCGCCUACUUUCUCCUCGAGGCAACAUGCCGCGUGGCCAAUGGCAUCGGACGAAUAUUCUCAAACCCGCGUAACGAGUCACACGAUGUCACACGAAGCUCGAGACACUCGAGAACGAUCUCAGAGUCCAGCUUACCGGCGAGAAUCGAUCACUGAACAUGACGAAAGGUCGAUUAAAAGAGAGACAGCAAAGUUCGCUUCGGCGAAUUUCUCCACGAGACAGCAUUCGGACUAUACAACUUCGUACGGCGAUGGCAAUCGUUCCGAAGAUCGAAAAACGAGUUACACAAUAUCCCAGGAAGCUCCGCGUUCUCGAGAACGAUCCCAGAGUCCAACUUUUCGGAGGGGAUCAUACGUGAAAGAUCUGGAUGCAGCGGGUGUAGCGAGUGGAGAAGCCGAGACAUCGAGUUACGAAGCAAGUACUUUUUCUUCGAGAUGCCAUUCGACUUUCCAGGCUCCGACGGCGGAUUACGAUUUUCCAAGCCAAGGGAGGGCCGGUCGAGAAAAAUCCCCGGAAGAUAGGAGUCCUCGAAGAGAAUCACAAAGCCCAAUUCAUCGGAGGGAAUCAAUCGUGAAGAGCGACGAUAAAAAGGCAUCGACGUUCGCCUCGAGUGCUUAUUCUUCGAGGCGUCGUUCUUCCUCUUCCAGUCCAAUUCUCGAUUCUGACAUUCCGAAAGAACGAGCACGCGGCCACGAUCGCGAUGACUUGAUUCUCCAAAAUCGUCCUAAAUCCGGAGAGAAUCUCCGAUCUUUCGAGCUAAUAAAAAAGAUCGUUCGUCCUCCGAGCCCAGAUAAAAAGACAAACGCAACAUCAACCAAAAAGGCAUCGACCGAUCGUCGAACGACUCUCGAGGAUAUCGAACUUUCCACGGAAUCUUCGAAACUCCGUGAAACGACGAAACGACCCAAGUCUCCGGUGCACAAAGUUGUGAAAAAAGACAAACCUCCCACGGCAAUGACGAAACGAGAAAAAACGACGAAAACCAGCGAGACGAAUACUCGUGGCUCCGGAUCAAGGACCAUUUCUCCGUCACCUGACACCGCCAUUGCAGGCCCAGCCGCUUUCGAAGUGACGAAAAAUGAGUGCAGGCCUACUGGCAACAAAAAAAUAGAGACAAAAGUCCAACGGAACUCGAAAGAUACAAAUUCGACGAAGGAGAAAGCGAUGAAAAAAGCAAAUUCUGAUGUCAGCCGUCCCGACGAUGGGAAAGAUUCGAGAAGAUCGUCCUCGGAAAUCACUGUGAAACGUCACGAUACUUUCAAAGUCGCCAAACCCAAUGAAAACACCGUAAACGUCUGUCCCGAAGCGAUCGGCAAAGACAAAGAAGAAAAUUUGGCUAAGAAAAGUCGUGAGGAAUUCAAGGACAAAAGUCAGCUCCUCGAAAGGAUCGAGAAGAUACGAAGCACUUUGUCCCGCAGUGGAAGAUCGGAGCAGAAUUUACGAUCGAACGGAUUCGAACGUACGGAUUCGGUCGAAUCAGCGUUGAAGCGGUUCGACUCGAUCGGCGUCGAGACCGAGCAUCACGUGACCGUAGGUGUCGACGAGCCGGACAGAGUCCCGCCGAAGGCAAAGUCGGAGACAUUUUAUUCGACUGACGUGAAAAAAAUACCGGUCACGGAGGAGAUAAUAGUUAAGAAAACCAUCGCGCCGUUGUGCAGACCCGCGAAAACGACGGUCGCGGUUGUCAAGGCUCAGCCGAGACAAACCGAUGCGAAAUCUCUGACUCCUGGGAGAGAAAGAGAAGUUGCUAAAUCGGGGAAAUCUAAGAGAGAAAAAUCUAUGACAACUGUGACUACGCCGCGGAACACCGACAAGAAAAUGGUGUCGAAAUCACACGAGGCUCAGAAAAGAGCCACUUCGAUGGUGAAAAAGUCACGACUCCGCAGCGAAGAGCCCUCGGGACGCGGAGAAGGGCGUCGAAUGGACUCUUCGCCUCUUUGCAAAAGAAAGUUAUUCGAAGAUUCGGAAUCCGAAAUGGAGAGUGAAAAUGUGAGCUCGACGAUUGUCCUGACAGCGACGACGAGAGUGACGAACAACAGUCCGAUCAUAAUGGAAAUCGAGACGAAAAAUAACCGGGAAAGCGUGAGGAAUAGUGCGAAAGGUUCUUUGAAAAUGGAAUCAUCCUUCGGGGAGUCGAAAAUGGAAAACGAACCGGCGAAAAUUUUACGCUCGAUCGAGGAUAUUCGCAAAUCCAUAAAACGCGAGAGUCAGGAUUUCAAACGCGAAUUGAAUAAAUUUAACAAAGCUAUGAGAAGGAAUAGCUCGACAAGGGACAGCCCCGAUUCAAUCCUGACCUCGGGCACCGUAUCUUGCGUACAGAUAACUAAAACAUUCAAAUCCGGCGACCGUCAACCGGUCGUGAAAAUCGAAAAAUCGAUUGUUAAAUUGCCAAUUGCUCAUAGGGUCGCGAAAAGUCAGAGUCCUGAUAUCGGCACCAAACGGUCCGUGGAUACGAGAACGAAAACGACGACGAAUAACCUCGUCAGGAGAAGCGUUCCAUCAUCGCCCGCCAGAAUCGCUGACACCUCCAACAGGUGCGGCUCUAGCGAGCUCAGAGUUUCAGAAGCGAAAUCAUCGAUGAGGACAUUAUCGAGUCCGGGGUCCCGGGAGACAAAAAAUCUAAGAGAAUACUCGAUAACAACGGAAUACACGGACGUCACAGACGGGACGCGAAACGGUUGUGAAACCACCGAAACUGAAAUCAUGCAAACGGCGACAACGAGAAAAAACAGCGAUGCUUUUGUAAGCGAUUUCAACGAUCCCGAGUGCUUGGAGAACAAGAAAAGUGCUUCAAGUCGUGAAGAAUUUUCAGUUGGGAAGCGACCGUCGGAAAGAUCGUUGACAUCGCAACGGCAGUACGGAUCAGCCACGAUCUCGACUUCCUCAAGACCAGCCUCGGCACUCUCGACAACUUCCAGCGCAACUUCCACCCGCGGCCAAAGCCCGCAGAUUAAUUCAAAGAGCAAAAUGUCAACGAAAGCUAAAUCACCAUCCUCCGAUGGAGCCAGGGGACCGAACUCUAAUCCGAGGACCGCUCCGCCAGCCACGGAUGCAAACGACGGACUCGUAUCCUGCAAAAUUUGCUCGCGUCGUUUCAACUCCGACCGCGUUGCUCGUCACGAGCAAAUCUGCUCGAAAACGACGACGAAAAAGCGCAAGCAAUUCGACGCGACGUCUCAUCGUGUCAAGGGCACGGAAUUGGAACAAUUCGUUAAAAAAGGCGCCUCCAGAAAGUCCCAAGCUGACAGAAAAGCUCAGAAGCCCGAGGUGAAGUCAAACUGGCGUCGGAAGCACGACGAUUUCAUAAACGCCAUAAGAUCAGCGAAGCAAGUUUCAGCGCAUUUGGCAGCGGGUGGAAAAUUGAGCGAUUUGCCACCGCCGCCGCCGAGCGACACGAGCGAUUACGUUCAGUGUCCCCACUGCGGCCGGAAAUUCAAUCAAGGUGCUGCCGAUCGUCAUAUUCCAAAAUGUCAGACGAUGAUGCACAACAAGCCAAAUUCUCGCGCCCCUCCCAAGCCCAAACGCUAAAUUCAAUCGCUUCAUUUCUUUUCAUUUCCCAAACAAAUUCCCUUAUAAAUUUCAUUCGAGCUCCGCUUCGAGAGGCAGAAAAACAGAACCGAGAACAUCGCGAGCAAAAAAAAUGCUCGACGAAAUCCUCAUUUUCGAAAUAUCCUCCCUUGACACUCACGCCAUUUUGAAUGGUUAACCCUCGCUAUUGAAAUUCUUUGAUUUCAUUCCUCUUCUCGCAAAUGUGAUUUUUUUCCUUAUCCUAUUAUUAUGAAAAACUUUAAACUAAAUACGUCGACGUACAGACUCUACCAAGCAUCAUUUAUACUCUAAAUAUAUUUUAAAAUAUACAAAUAUAUAACAUGCAUACUAAAAUUAAUAAAUAUAUAUUAUUCACGUGUAAUAACGUAGUCAGAUUUAACGCAUUUAUUCACUUCGUACUAAUGUAAAUAUAAUUCCGAAGCAUUCGAUGGGAUGCGAGUAUAUAUAUGCUGUGAAGGAUAGCCGAGCAAUCCCUUAAGGAGCAUAAAAAAUGGGUAUUUUUCGAAACAUUUUUUAGAGGUCAAAGAAUAAUCUGAUCAUUUUGAAAUUUCGACAUGAGUUCGUUAUAACGGUCAAUUUAAAAAAAAAAAAAUUUAUUCCGGAUGACUAACUUCGAACCCCUGUAUUCGCGACAUCGAAAACUGCUACACUUGCCACUCUUUUUCUGUUGAUCUGAAAAUAAUUUAACAAGUGUCAUUCGUUUACUGACAUUUUAAGGGGAAGGAUGUACCUGAAAAAUGAUGAUAAAAUGAAAAAUUGAAUAUUUGGGAGCCCUUUUACUUGAAAGUUCCAAUUUUCGACCAUUUUCUCGACAUAUUUGACCGGAAAAAGUGAUUUAUUUACCUGAUAUACCUUUUAAAAUUUAGGUAUAUCUUUUGGAAUAUUACGGAGAGUAACCUCUCAAAAUUUCAUCCAGAUCGGUCGACAACUUUUUGAUCUACAACACGAGCAGUUUUUGAAAAAGUAGCUCCGAGAUAAUCGUACUUUAAGUUUCAACGUGUGAAAAGUAUUUUCAGUUUUCCUUUGGUCAGUAUAUUCUUUGAGUAUCGUACUUUCAAAAUAUGUCAAAAAAAUCGAUUUUUUCAAAAUUCUAAAGGGAUUUCUCGCCUUAAUGUGCUUAAAGUCGUUCGUUCAAUAACGAGCGACUUUAAUAUGAAACGAGAUUAUUUUUCCUUCGUAAAUUUUCAAAUGUUUCGUUUUAAUAAAGCUUUUAUCAUGUA